Molecule: messenger RNA, 621 nt
Organism: Arachis duranensis
Lineage: Eukaryota; Viridiplantae; Streptophyta; Magnoliopsida; Fabales; Fabaceae
Exons: 2
Coding region: 1-621 (206 amino acids)
Source: RefSeq, a predicted model, not a curated record
AUGACCAAGAAGAGAAGCUGGAGAAAUGAUGAAACUGUGUUGUUGACUGAAGAAUGCAGUGCCAUCAUUCAACACAAAUUGCCUCAGAAAUUGAAAGAUCCAGGCAGUUUCCAAAUCCCUUGCAUCAUAAGAGAAGUCAUGGUGGAGAAGGCCUUGUGUGACUUAGGGGCCAGUAUCAAUUUGAUGUCUCUAACAAUGAUGAGAAGAAUGAAGAUUGAGGGAGCCAAACCAACAAGAAUGGCCCUCCAAUUGGCAGAUCGAACUUUUAAAUUCCCUCAUGGGAUAGUUGAGGAUUUGUUGGUGAAAGUGGGAGAUUUUAUAUUUCCUGCCGAUUUUGUGGUGUUAGAUCUGGAGGAAGAAGCCAAAGCUUCGAUAAUCCUGGGAAGACCCUUCCUGGCUACUGCUGGAGCCAUCAUAGAUGUCCAAAAGGGAGAACUCACUCUUAGACUACAUGAUGAGAAAUUGGUGUUUAAUGUAUUCAAGAAGAAGAAGGAAGGAAAGUCUUAUGGGACUCCCAUGGCUCCACUUAUGGAGGACAUUUUGCAGGAGAAAGAACAGCAGCUAAGGUGUUGCAGUGUGGUUUUUAUUGGCCCACUAUCUUCAAAGAUGCAAAGGAACUAG